Messenger RNA from Prunus armeniaca (apricot), 1332 nucleotides. NCBI's taxonomy places the organism in Eukaryota, Viridiplantae, Streptophyta, Magnoliopsida, Rosales, Rosaceae. The record is from the annotation of a GenBank genome assembly.
AUGGCCGACCUCUUAGUCGAUGGGGCGGCCAAGCACGAAAUUUUGUCAUUCAUGGAUGGGCACUUUGGCUAUAACCAAAUUUUUAUAGCCGACGAGGAAGUCCACAAGAUAGCCUUCAGGUGCCCCGGAUCCAUUGGAACUUUUGAGUAUGUGGUGAUGCCCUUCGGCUUGAAAAAUGCCGGGGUCACAUAUCAACAGGCAAUGAAUGCCAUUUUUCAUGACAUGAUUGGACAAAACUUAGAAGUGUAUAUCGACGAUGUGGUUAUAAAAUUGGAGUCUAGACUAAGUCCUUUAGAUGACCUUCGGUCGGCUUUCGAGAGAAUGCGGUGGCAUCAAUUGAAGAUGAACCCAAAAAAAAGUGCUUUUGGGGUAUCCGCCAAAAAUUUCUUAGGAUUCUUGGUGCACCAAAAGGGGAUUGAGGUUGAUAAAAAUAAGGCAAAGGCUAUCAUUGACGCGCCCCCUCCAAAAAACAAGAAAGGUGUGCAAAGUUUGUUGGGCCAAAUUAACUUUCUUCGAAGGUUCAUAGCCAACUCCGCGGGAAAAGUUGAGCCCUUCUCAUCUUUGCUAAAACUCAAAGAUGAAGAGAAAUUUCGGUGGGAAGAGACUCACCAAAGGGCAUUCGACGCAAUUAAAGAAUAUUUGGCCAAGCCUCCGGUGCUCAUUCCACCAAAGCGGGGCCGACCCUUGAAAUUAUAUAUUUCGGCCACGGAGAACUCCAUCAGAAGUCUACUAGCCCAAGACAAUUAUGCAAAGAACGAGCAAGUGGUAUACUACCUCAACCGAAUUCUAACGGCCACCGAGAGAGGGCGGAUAGGAAAAUGGACAAUGGCAUUAGCGGAAUUCACUUUCCGAUAUGUGCCCCAGCAGGCCAUUAAAGGGCAAGCUUUGGCCGAUUUCUUGGCCACCCACCCUUGUCUUGAAAUAGAGGAGAUGGAUUUCCUCGAGGUAGGCACAUUGAGUUUAUUCCCAUGGCACCUUUAUUAUGACGAGUCUCGAACAUCUAACAUGGACAGGGCAGGUGUCAUCAUUGAAUCGGCCAAAGGAUUCCGAACUCGUUAUUCAUUUCAAUUAGACUUUGAUUGUACCAACAAUCAGGCCGAAUACGAGGCCCUGAUCAUAGGGUUGGAAAUUUUGAAACAGCUUGGGGUAAAGAGUGUGGCAGUUAUGGGAGAUUCAAUAUUGGUCUUAAAACAAUUGUCUGGCGACUACAAGGUGACUAGCCAAGCUUUUCUCAGAUCUCAUGCCUUGGCCAGUCAAUUGAUGGAAGAUUUUGAUCAUGUGAGACUCGCCCACCUACCAAGAGAACAUAACACUCAGGCCAACGCCAAUUAG